Molecule: messenger RNA, 1493 nt
Organism: Tigriopus californicus
Lineage: Eukaryota; Metazoa; Arthropoda; Copepoda; Harpacticoida; Harpacticidae
Product: putative zinc finger protein 286B
Source: RefSeq, a predicted model, not a curated record
GAUUGUCCUUUGUGAUGGAAAUUAGUUCAUCAUUUGAUCGGCAGGGGAAUUGUUCGUUCAGCUGAUUUUUCUUCUAUGCAUAACUUUUUAACAACCCCAAAAUAUGGGAUCAUGUGGAUGGUUGGAGAGUGCCAAAGAAAUAUUGGCACGACAAUGUCCCGACACAGGAAUUUUGGUGAAACAAUCUGCAUCUCAAGAAGCAUUCAUACACGUAACUGCAGCACAAUGCCCUCUUAAUCCUAUAUCUCCCUUUACCAAUGCAUUCAUUUUAGUGAUUAACUACAAAAAGCCGAAAUUUUGUUUACAAGUUUUGGCAUUUAAUGGGUCAGUGAUCUGUACCGAGUGGCUAGAUGAUCUCUUGAAAUCGACCUUAAUCCACGACUUUGCGUCGUGGCAGCUGUGUCCCGGUAUCCCUUGGGACCCAGAUCCCAAUUUCUCGACUGAGUAUCACAAUGGAAUCGCAUUUUCUCGUCACCAAAGAUGUGAAUAUGUCAUCCAUGAAGAUAUCACGAAACCGUGCCAAAAUUGUGAUCCCAGAGGUGUCAGAACUCCAUUGAAGGAUGACCAAGACCUUGAAUAUCUUCAGCCGCAGAUGCUGGUCGCUGCCGAUGAUGAAGACGCUGAAGAAAAGUUUGGAAAGGAAGAAGAGAUUCCAGAAGAGGAGGAAGAAGAGCAACAAGAGGACGACAGAAGUUUUAAAAAAAGAAAGAUCAAUUCCAAAGCCAAGAUUUCAUGCACCAAAUGUCAGACAAAGUAUGCAUCAGAGAGCGCUUUGGCGAAUCAUUCUUGUAUCGGAGUUCGGCCUCGGUCUUGUCCCAUUUGUCUGAUCCAAGUCAAGCUCUCUUGCAAGUACGACAUGCACCUCAAAAUUCACGCCCAUCGAUUUGACCUGGAUCAAGCAAUCUCGUGUCCCAAGUGCGAUGCCACAGUGUCCAAACUUGAGAUGACCGAUCACUUUCACGCCAACCAUGAUCGGACUCGAACCUGUUGCGUGGAAUGCUUGAAAAUUGUUCCCAAUGCCAAGAUGUACAACCACUUUCAUGGCAGUCACAAUCAGGCCAAGGACAAAUUGUGCACUCUUUGUGGGAAGAAUUUCCGAGAUCGCCCCAUGUUGAGCGUCCACAUGGCCGUGACUCAUAAUAUCGGGGUGGAGGAGGCGGUGUGCGACUUUUGUGGGCGUUCUUAUCCACAUCGUUACCUCAUGUUGAAACAUAUCAACAUGGUCCAUAAAGGUCGAACUGGGCCACAAGCCUGUCCAACCUGCGGGAAGGUAUUUGAGACCCUGCCAAAGUUGAGCAAGCACCUAAAGCUCCACACCAAGUUCAAGUGCAAUCUGUGCGAGGAUUAUCUCAACGGGAAAUUAGAGGCUGUGUAUCGCCAUUUGGAAGAGGUGCAUCAAACCGAGCCUUCCUUGGAGCACAUCACCAAAUUAGAGAACACUGGUAUCGCCUCCAAAGGCCGGAACAAACGCGCCACGAAGAAAGAAAUGAUCC